Messenger RNA from Mandrillus leucophaeus (drill), 3669 nucleotides. RefSeq names its product WD repeat domain 27 (gene WDR27). Gene Ontology annotation, molecular function: protein binding. Lineage: Eukaryota; Metazoa; Chordata; Mammalia; Primates; Cercopithecidae. The record is from RefSeq and is a predicted model, not a curated record.
GCUCGCGGCUCCGCUGAGGUCUCUAUGAAAGGGGGCGAUUUGAGGGUUCCGCCGUGACCGCUCCCAACGGCGGAGACGCGCGCUCUGGACCAGAGCCGUUGCCCGCUGUCUCGUCACCCCAAGCGGCCUCCUGACGCCGUGCUGGUGCGAGGGUCUCCAGGGGAAUUCGGGGCACAAAUCGGGCCCGAGCGUCCGGGCUGGUGUGGCACGAAGGCGCAGGAUCGGCGCUUUGAGAACUGAGCGCCUGUGGAGUUCGGAGGAAAAGGGCGCAGAUUGAAGAUGGAAAAUCCCCAGGACAUUUUCUCAAGUAAUGGUGGCUGUCUAAGUGAUAUAGUUAUAGAAAAAUACCUGGUUGAAUCCAAGGAGUCUGUGUCUCAUGUUCAGCUUGCUUGUAGCAUGCAAGACUGUGCUUUCCCUUUGGAUGGGACUGAACUUUGUAUAUGGAACACGAAGAGUCCUUCUCAUCAGCUUCUAAUCUUACGAGGACACCAUCAGCCAAUUACUGCUAUAGCUUUUGGAAAUAAAGUGAACCCACUUCUAAUCUGCUCGGCAUCGCUGGAUUACAUAAUAAUGUGGAACCUGGAUGAAUGUAGAGAGAAAGUACUUCAAGGGCUGGUCCCUCGAGGGACUGUCAUGGGCUCGCUUUUGGGAAAGGUGCUGUGUUUACAGUUGAGCCCGGAUGAUCAUGUUGUUGCCAUAUGUGCUGGAAACAAAGUAUUCACACUGGAUAUUGAGCAGCUAUUUUCUGUGACAUACAUAGAACAUCCUGAUGUUAAUAACCACCACAAAGUUCCAUCACUGACCUUCCUGCACACAUUCUCUCAGACUCAGGCUGUCCAGGCCGAGCUGCAGGGCCACCUGGGCCCAGUGACUGCGGUGGAGUUCUGUCCCUGGCAAGCAGGCACCCUCAUCUCCGUGUCCGAGGACAGAGGCUUUAAGGUGAGGGAUAGAUGAUGGACUGCGUGCCCACGUGGCACGCGCUAUGGAAAGACCUGUGGUGAGACAUAUCCUCUUCUCAGCUUGUUCAUUGAUGCAGAAAGCAGGCAGCUGGUCGCCGGGUGUGCUGACGGCCAGCUUUGGAUCUUCAGUUUGAUGGAUGGACACCACUAUCGUCGUGUGGCACGGGUUGACCUAAGGAAGAAGACAGAGACUUUCUCCACGAGAAGGCUUAAGUCUGGGCUGUGCAGUCGGCCAGAAGAAAGCCAGCUUCCAUCUACAAGUGUUCUGGGAAAAGGAGAGCAGGUUGAAGUAACAUUUCCUAUACUGAGACUUGCACCCUGCGAUCUCUCACUCAUCCCAAAUUCUGCAUGUGGAUGUCUUUCUUCUGAGAACCCCCAAUGCAUGUGGAUUGGAAGUUCGUUGGGCUUAUUCGUAUUUAACCUGGCAAACCUGGAAGUGGAAGCUGCUUUGUAUUACAGGGAUUUCCAGAGCCUCAGCAUCCCACUGGCCGGAUCGUGUGCCCUGAGGAACCGCACCGCAGAUCGCAAGACGCUGUGCUUGCUGGCCUCCCUCUUUGGCGGGAAGAUUGCCGUGUUGGAGAUCGACCCGGCCGCGCUGGUCAGGGCUCAGCAGUGCCCCAGCCUGAGGCAGAGCCUCUCGGUGCCAGCCAGCUCCUGUGUCCUACCGACCUCUCCACUGUAUCUGGGAAUUGCCAAGGAGAAGAGUCCCAAGGCUGCUAGUGGACGGCGAUGUGCUGCACGGAACGUCAUGAAGGACCAGCGCCUGGUUUUCCACAGUAAAGUCAGAUCAUCUGGUUAUGCGUCAGCACCACAUGUGACUAUGUUUUCACCAAAGACCAACAUCAAAAGUGAGGGGAAAGGAUCUUCCAGACGCAGGAACCGCUGUGCACGGGAGCCGUACCCCGUGGAGUGCGCUGUGCCCACCAAGCCCGGCCCCCAGGUUGCCGCCGCCCCCACCUGCACACGCGUGUGCUGCCUCCAGUACUCAGGAGAUGGGCAGUGGCUGGCCUGUGGGUUGUCCAACCAUCUAUCACUCGUUUUUGGUGCCAGCCUGACUGGGACACCUGCUGUGUUUUCAGGUCACGAUGGGGCAGUGAACACCGUGUGCUGGAGCCAGGACCGGAGGUGGCUGCUCUCUGCAGCCCAGGAUGGGACCCUGCGGGUGUGGUCAGCUCGUGGGGCAGAGCUCGCACUGCUUCUGGGCAGGGACAUGUUUUCUAAACCGAUACAGUCUGCACAGUUUUAUUAUAUAGAUGCCUUCAUAUUGUUAUCUUCUGGCCCUGAAUUUCAGCUACUGAAGUAUCACAUUGACACUUGCAAAGAUGAGAUGAAGAGAUAUAAACAGAAGAGCAAGUCCAAGCUGAUUUGCAGGCUCUCCACGACGGGUGCAGUAGACAUGACCAGUCUAUCAGCAGUCAACGACUUUUAUUCCCACAUCGUUCUUGCAGCUGGCCGGAACAGGACCGUGGAAGUGUUCGACCUCAACGCCGGCUGCAGUGCAGCGGUGAUAGCAGAAGCCCACUCGCGGCCUGUCCAUCAGAUCUGCCAAAAUAAAGGUUCAUCAUUUACAACCCAACAGCCUCAGGCUUAUAACCUCUUCCUGACCACGGCCAUUGGCGAUGGGAUGAGACUGUGGGACCUGAGAACCCUGAGGUGUGAGCGCCACUUUGAAGGGCAUCCAUCCCGCGGCUAUCCAUGUGGAAUUGCUUUCAGUCCUUGUGGGCGAUUCGCGGCUUGUGGGGCCGAGGACAGACACGCUUACGUGUAUGAAAUGGGCUCGAGCACGUUUUCUCACCGGCUGGCUGGGCACACAGACACCGUUGCUUGGGAACAAAUGAUGCUGUGUAAAAUAAUAACCAAAGCUGCUGCUGAGUGUCCCCCAAGAGCGAGGAGCUGUGUGCGGGUCUUUCCUCUUGUUAUCCAGUUCUUGCCGGCAGCUUUGUUUGCAGAUGUUAGCGCAGCUGUGUCUCAGAUAAGAGUGUGGGGAUCCAGACAGAUCAGUUUAUGUGCAGUUGAGAGUUUGCACCAGCAUCCCGACGGCUUCCAAGCCCACGCACUUAGGCCCCACUCUGCUGCGGCAAAUGCCUUUGAGCGACGCUUGGACGCUUCCCGUCGCCGCAGUAACGAGUCACUGCCGUGGGCCGCGGAGGAAAAGGCCGAUUUCCCGCCUGCAGCUCCGUGGUCGGGAGGCUGCGGGGCUCACGGGCUUAGCUCCCCCGGCAGGGCGGCUCCGGGAGAAUCCGGUGCUCGGCCUUUUCCGGCUUCCGGAGGCGCCGCCGUCCCGGCUCGGGGCGGGCUCCGUCUUCCGGGCCGAGAUCCCGUGCUCACUCCGACCGUCUCCCCGCCCGUCCUCCGCGUGUGGACACUGGGUCCUUGUCCGGCCCCUGUGAUUACACCUGGGACCUCCACAACCGUCCCCCGUCUGGAGGCCGCCCACGCAGCCACACCCGCCAAGUCCUCUUUCCCUGUGGGCGACUCUAGCCGCCCGUUCGCAGACGCCGGACCGUGGUGUGGACAUCGGGGGGCGCCAUGCCUGGCUCGGCCCUGCCCGGACCCCGCUCCCAGCCCCCAGCCGCCACCUCCGCGUCCCAUUCCCGCUUUCUCAGGUCGCCCCUGCUGUCCUCCCAGCAACCACCGGCAGGAAAUCACCUGUGGGCGCGGGGGUCCCGCCUCCUCGUCACCACUGGCAUCCCUCUUGUGGCCCACGUAG